UAUUUACCACGUGCUUCGAAUACUAGAUAUAUAUCAGUCGAUUUAACCGUGUUUAGCGUGGGUUUUCUGCGACUAAUCGAGGGCUCUUCCUUUAACUUCGCGGUUCUGCAAAAUUUGUUUCUGAAUCUUUACUCUAUUUGUAAUAAUCUUGAAGAAAAAUGGUGGAAAAGAAACUUUUUAAGACGAAGCUAUGUCAGUUGUACCAGAAAGGUCGCUGCAAUCGCCAGUAUUGUAAUUAUGCACACGGCGAAGCCGAGCUCCGCCGCUCCUUCAAUGGGAGGCAGGACUACCGAGGUAGAGACCUGAGAGAAAGGCUUGAUAGAAGGCAUUCUCCACUGCGUAGAUACUCACUAGAGAGAGAUUCAAGAGCAAGACAUGUAUCUCAUGGAGGCAGUCCUCACUCUCUUGGAAAAAGGACUGACGGAAGGGCAAGGAAAAGACAGCAGGUAGAUACCCGUAGUGAUUAUUCUGGAGGCUUCAAAACAUCAGAUGGAACUGAAGAUCAAAUCAGAGAUAAAAGGCAGACAUCCUCUGAUUCCAAAAAUCUUCUUGAUGACCAGUUGAGGCAAAUGAAGUCAGAUAUUUUAAAGUUGGAUUGUGACAAACAACAGCUGGAGAUCUUCCUAGAAAAGAAAGUUCAAGAAGCAGAUAGCCUAAAUUUGGGGAUUCAGGAGCUUGAAAUGCAACUAUCCAAAGAAAAAGAGGAAUGCAAAAGGAUUACUUCGAAAAUGAAGAAGUUCAUCAAAGCACAUGGUCGACACCUGCGGCUACAAGAGGAAUUGAAGAGGUCACAGGCUCAGCUUAAGAAGCUGGGGGAGCAGCUUGGUUCAGAUGCUGCGGGACCUAUUGCUAAUGAAGAUGAUAUAAAUAUUAACACCAUGAGCGACGAUGAAACUGCUGAUGAGCUUCUAAAAGAUGCUUCUCCACGCAAGAAAAGAACAAGAGUUCACUUGGAACCUCGUGAUAUCUCAAAUGAAGAAAAUCCUACUAGAGGAGAUAAAUUGGCAAAACUUUCCCGUCGUCAUGUGCAUCAUCUGCAAUCAAGCUAUAGCAAAGAACCUGAGGCAUAUGGUGAUGCAAAUAAUGGACAUAAGCAAUCUGCACUCGUAGAAAAGGAAAGGAACACUCCUGAUACUGCCUUGCCGGAUAAGUUCAAGGUAUCUGAAUCAGGCCUUCCACUGCCCCCAACAGGCAUGGCUGCCCAUGCUGUUGAUGAAGAUGUAGAAGUCGUUGAAACGGAGGAAAAGGCCCACGUGGUUGCAGCUGCUUCUGCUGGAGCCGGGCCAGAAGUUGCACCUAAGAUCCCGCGCUUACCAUUUCUGCCGCCGCCGCCGCCGCCACCGCCACCUCUGAUCCCGCAGAAUGUUUAUAUACAGUGUUUCACUUGGUUGACAAUAUCAAUGGAAAUGCAUGCAAGACAAUCGUGUUAUGGAUAUACCUUAAAAUACACUUCAUGAGCAAAAGAUUAGUACAAGGGAGAUGAUGAGAAUGUAGAUAUCGAUGGACCUGACGAGGAGAUGGUAGAAGUGGAUAUUGUUUGAUGUCAUUGUUAUGCAUUUUUAUAUGAUGGUAAAUGUAUAUUUUUGGUAACAAGUAGAACUAGGGAUUUCAGUCUAUAUAAAGACUUACAGGGACAGAGAGAUACCUCGUCUUAUCAGCACAUCAAGUUUCACGUAGUCGUUUAUUAUGUCAAUUUAUAUAUCGUACUAGUUUGUAUUCAAAAGAAAAUUACACUUCAAUGCCUACAUCUUAGCUUAUUAUGUGGGGCGGUGGCACUCGGGAGAAAGAUUUGUACAGCAUGCAAUUGGUGGAUUACUGGAUAGGACAACAGGCCUGAGUGAACUCAAAUCUGUUUGAGAAAUGCAGAGGCUUCACACUGACCAUGAACAAUGGCAGGGUGUUAUGUAUAUUUCAAGCUCUGGUUUGAACUUUGCCUCUUUAUGCCGAGUAGUUAUGCUGAAAUUUAUCAGUCUGUUGGAUAACUCUGCUUCUGAGAGCCAGGUUACGUAGAUUUUUUAAGGUAUUUCGGAGUUGUAUCCUUAUAGAAUUUCCCCUGGUACGUGUUUACUAUUGAGAAAUUUUCAUAGAA
Molecule: messenger RNA, 2089 nt
Organism: Olea europaea var. sylvestris
Lineage: Eukaryota; Viridiplantae; Streptophyta; Magnoliopsida; Lamiales; Oleaceae
Product: zinc finger CCCH domain-containing protein 13
Exons: 12
Coding region: 159-1457 (432 amino acids)
Molecular function (GO): metal ion binding
Source: RefSeq, a predicted model, not a curated record